This is a messenger RNA of Mercenaria mercenaria, 1830 nucleotides long. RefSeq names its product GTP-binding protein GEM-like. The coding region runs from base 368 to 1528 and encodes 386 amino acids. Gene Ontology annotation, molecular function: calcium channel regulator activity; GTP binding; GTPase activity. Gene Ontology annotation, cellular component: plasma membrane. The transcript is spliced from 4 exons. NCBI's taxonomy places the organism in Eukaryota, Metazoa, Mollusca, Bivalvia, Venerida, Veneridae. The record is from RefSeq and is a predicted model, not a curated record.
GGAAAUUGUAGUAGUGGCCUAGAUAACACUUAGCGAGGUAUACUCUGUCUAAGGAUAUUGAAAACGGAUGAAUUUAACGGAAUAUAAUUUCAGGAAUAUAAGAUCAGCUAAAUUACAUAUUGUAUUGUACGGUAUAUGUAUCUUAUAUGUUAUAAUAUUCGAAUAAUGUAAUAUAGAUACAAACGUGAUAUAUAAAGUAACAACAAAGAUAUUUUCAUAACUAAUAUCAUGUGCGCACUUGUAAUUAAUGACGAAUACAAGGAGUUGAUUCUGUGUUAAUAAGCAGUAAUAUAGUUUAUUGAUCGAUAAACGUAAUGGACAAUUGAGCUUCAUUGUAAUAAUUAUAAUUAAGAGAUUGUAUUUCACAAUGGAGCAUUUCCGUCGUGGGGAGGAGAUGACAUCUAGUAAGGACGAUACUUCGUUUGUUUAUGAUAUACUAUCUGAGGGACAUUUACAGGCUACUGCACAUAGAUCUAGAUCAUAUUCAAUGCAUGUAAACAGACCUUUAGUACAUGAUAACAGCGCAAAGAAUAGAAAAGGUCGGCCUCGUAGGAUGAGUUUGCCUGCAAAUGUAACAAGACUUCAUAAGGAACGACGCUCAAAAGUAGCAGCAGAGAACGAACCUGGACAGACAAAAGUUCAUGAAAUGGAUGAAGAGGAAGAGACAUGGUUAAGUAGAAAUAGGAGAGCAAGAUCAUUCAAAGAACAUUCUGAAAAGAUUGAAUGUCAACAGAGAAGAAUUAGGUCAUUUAAAACUACGUCUAAAGGUCUGGUAAAUCGCGGUGACUCCUUUGAAGUAAAACUGGAAGAGGACUAUAAUAUAAUGGAUGCACCAACCACAACACCGGAUUCUACACAUCAUACAAAUGCUAUUCGUCAACAUAUUACUAACAAAUAUCAUCAUGACAAGAGUUAUUUCAGAGUUUUGUUGACAGGCGCCCGAGAUGUUGGAAAGACUUCUCUUAUAGAACAGUUUGCUCCGCCUCAUUUUCUAGCUCAGUCAGAGGGUGACAGGACUGUUACAUUGCAAGUAGAUGGUGAAAAAUCAACAUUAGAAUUUGUACAAUCAGAAGAUUUCCAGGAUCAGGAUGAAAAUUUAGAAAUUGACGCUUUUGUCGUUGUAUACUGUAUCACAGAUAGAGCUACAUUUGACAUUGCCAUAGAUCUGCUGACGCAUAUACGGGACGAAGUAGGAUCAAAUAAGGCUAUAAUCCUUGUUGGUAACAAAUCCGACCUUGAACGUAAGAGGACUAUUAGUCAGGAAGAAGGACGAUCUGCUGCGGAUGCAUGCGGUUGUAAAUACAUUGAACUUUCUGCAGCUCUCAACCAUCGUGUGGAUGAACUACUUGUUGGUAUACAUAAACAAAUAAAACUUAAAUCUGAAGCUGACAAUGAGGAAACUGAGAGUAGAAUUCCGAAAGCGAAAGAGAGAAGGAGUUCAUUUAAGAGGACUAAACGUUUCCUCGAAAAAGUAUUUCAUAGACACAGUAGUAAAGACAAAACGACGGAAAAUCUGUAUGUCGAAUGAAACAAAAUGAAAUUAUGAAAAGCAUUAUGCUACAAACCAACAAGAACUGACUGAAAUGAAAAUUUCUUAACAGAACAAAUUACGGAUAUGUUUAGAUCAACAUGUUCAACGGUAAAACUAGGUUAAUUCCAAAGUGUACAUUCCAAACAGAAAGAAAAAAAAACCCUUUAACAUUGAACAAGUGUUUUCGCCAAUUAAUUUGUACAUUAAUCAUUACGUAUGUUUUGUUAAGUCUUAAGGAUUUAUGCCAACUAUUUUCGUUCUAUUGGAAAUGUGAUGUAAAAAGAAUUCUCUUAAAACCA